UUUUAAAAUGUUCAUCGAAGUGUACUUUUUAGUGUUACCGGCGCGUUCCGCCAUCCUUCGACGCUAGCUUCACGUUGUCCAAGCUUUUGUCUGAUCUUCAGCAGUUGAUUUUCCACUUUCACACAAUGGCGACUCUUCCUAUGAAUCCCAAGCCAUUUUUGAAUGGCUUGACUGGAAAACCAGUCAUGGUGAAGCUCAAGUGGGGCAUGGAGUACAAAGGAUAUUUGGUGUCUGUCGAUGGAUAUAUGAACUUACAGCUUGCAAACACUGAAGAAUAUGUUGAUGGGAUGUUGGCUGGAAAUCUUGGAGAAGUCUUGAUAAGAUGCAAUAAUGUUAUGUACAUCAGAGGAGUGGAAGAGGAAGACGAAGAAGGGGAGAUGAAAGAUUAAAUCUGCUCUCUUGUCACUGACCCUAUUUCAUGAAACACAUAUGGAGAAAUGCCAUCAUGUAAUUAUUUCACCAAACUGUUUUUUUUUUUAUAAAAGUUUUCAUGUUUCUGGAAUAAAAAUGUUGAUACAUGUGAA
Molecule: messenger RNA, 524 nt
Organism: Pomacea canaliculata
Lineage: Eukaryota; Metazoa; Mollusca; Gastropoda; Architaenioglossa; Ampullariidae
Product: small nuclear ribonucleoprotein F
Exons: 4
Coding region: 126-389 (87 amino acids)
Biological process (GO): spliceosomal snRNP assembly; mRNA splicing, via spliceosome
Cellular component (GO): U1 snRNP; catalytic step 2 spliceosome
Molecular function (GO): RNA binding
Source: RefSeq, a predicted model, not a curated record